Carassius carassius (crucian carp) is the source of this 1521-nucleotide messenger RNA. Its product is annotated as deoxynucleoside triphosphate triphosphohydrolase SAMHD1-like. Gene Ontology annotation, cellular component: nucleus. Gene Ontology annotation, biological process: dGTP catabolic process; defense response to virus; regulation of innate immune response. The record is from RefSeq and is a predicted model, not a curated record. Gene Ontology annotation, molecular function: dGTPase activity. The transcript is spliced from 15 exons. NCBI's taxonomy places the organism in Eukaryota, Metazoa, Chordata, Actinopteri, Cypriniformes, Cyprinidae. The coding region runs from base 1 to 1521 and encodes 506 amino acids.
AUGGUCAAACAGGCAAUGAUCAAAGGACAGUGUCAGGUCAGUUUUAUAAAACCUACACCAUUUACUAUCUUGCAGAUCUUCAACGACCCCAUUCAUGGUCACAUUGAGCUGCACCCGCUGCUGGUGAAGAUCAUUGACACUCCUCAGUUCCAGAGACUGAGACACAUCAAACAGCUGGGAACUAAAAAUCUGGUGUAUCCUGGAGCCACUCACACUCGCUUUGAACACUCAAUCGGUGUGGCUUAUUUAGCAGGAUGUCUUCUCAAGACUCUACAUGAGAAUCAGCCGGAGCUCAACAUUACUAAACAUGAUUUCCUGUGUGUUCAGAUCGCUGCUCUUUGCCAUGACAUGGGUCAUGGUCCAUUCUCUCAUUUGUUUGAUGGCAUGUUCAUCCCGGAAGUCCAGCCUGAUGGUAAAUGGAAGCACGAGCAGGCGUCUGUUGACAUGUUUCACUGCAUGAGAAAGAAGAAUGGACUGGACAAAGAGAUGGACCGCUUCAGACUGAAUCUAGAUGAAGACAUCAAAUUCAUUGAGGAAUUAAUUCUGAAAGGACAAAAGGAUGGCAAGUUCAAAAUAUUUUCCAUCUUGCAGUGGUCAAUGAAGGGCAGGACUGAGGACAAGUCUUUCCUGUAUGAGAUUGUGGCUAAUAAAGUGAAUGGCGUUGAUGUGGACAAAUGGGACUAUUUGGUUCGAGACUGUUAUUAUCUCGGCAUUCCAUGUGGUUUUGACUCUCAGCGUCUGCUGAAAUCUGCUCGAGUGUGUAACGUGAACGGGAGGAAACACAUCUGCUUCAGAGACAAGGUGGCUGAUAACAUUUAUGGGAUGUUUCACACCAGAUAUACUCUUCAUCGUGAGGCUCUUCAGCACAAGAUCGGCUAUAUCAUUGAUGUCAAGAUCAAAGAUGCCUUCGUACUAGCCAAUAACCAGCUAAAGAUAUCCGAAAAAAAAGAUGACAUGUUAAAGUACACAGAACUCACAGAUCACAUUUUUGAUCAGAUCCUGCACCCAUCAGACUCACACCGUGAUCUGACUGCAGCUCAAUGCAUUCUAGAAGAUAUUGUCGAGAGAAAGCUGCCAAAGUUUGUGGGAGAGGCCCGACUGAAGGAAGAUGGAUUAAGGGAAGAACUGAAGGCCAGAUUAGAAGAGCAGCCUGAUAAAGCCUCCAGGAUUAAAGUGUAUCAGGAAGAACUGAAGAAUAAAUGGGAGAAGGCAAGGAUUGACAGCCCUCUGACAGUUGGGGACUUUGAGAUUCAUGUUCUUGAGAUGGGAUUUGGUGAAGUGGGUAACGAACCCAUAGAUAAUGUUCAUUUCUACAGCAAAAAUGACCUAAAGACAGCCUUUAAGAUGGAGAAGUACCAGGUGUCCAGUCUCAAGCCAAAAAGGUUUCAUGAAUAUCUUAUGAGGGUGUACUACAAGAAAACUGAUGGCAGUUAUCGGGAUGUCCAGCAGAAGGCAGAGAAGAGCUUUCAUGAGUUUUGCAAGAACAAUGAGUUAAUUGAUUUAGUUGUGGAUCUGAAUUAA